This is a messenger RNA of Phasianus colchicus (ring-necked pheasant), 5750 nucleotides long. The record is from RefSeq and is a predicted model, not a curated record. Lineage: Eukaryota; Metazoa; Chordata; Aves; Galliformes; Phasianidae.
UCUCAGACAGCCGUUUUGUCUCCGUGCAGAAGAUAUAUAGGUGGUCAGUAAAUCUCAGUGAAAGCAGCGUAAUACCAAUUAUGCGUACGUAUGCACUAAUUGCAUUUCUUGCUCCUUUAAGAUCUCACUAAAUCUCACUCUUGGUUUAUGGUUUUAAUCGACCUUCCUCCAGAGCCCGGCUCUUCCCGCGCUGAGCCGCCCUUACGCCCUGAGGUAAUCUCGCGCGCCACCGCGUCUGGCCUCGGCGGAGCGAGGCUCCGUGCAGCCGCUGCCCGGGCUCCGCGGGGCCGCCCUCGCCCGCCGCCGCACCUCCGUGAAGCGCAGCCCCGAAAUGGCGGCGUGCGUUUGACCGGCGGCUCGUUGACGCGGCGAGUGGGGCGGGGGCUGUCCCCUCUCCGAAGUAACGCCGGGGUUUCCCCGAUACCCUGAGAAGUCCACUGCGGCAGGGAAACGUACACAGACAUUACGUUGUUUUGGAAGUUCUAGAUGUAAAUUCCUGUGAUCCAACCCAAGGAAACGUGAGAAAGCAGGAAGUAAGAUGAGGGAAGAACCUAAGUGUUAGAAAGAGAAAAGGAGAAAGGGGGAAAAAGUCUCAUACAAACCUCAAGCAUAACUGGCCCAGGUUUAUUGCUCAGCAGGAGAGCACUUUUUGCUGGGUCUAGCAUAUGGCCAACAGAAGCUAUGUCAGUGUCUGCGAACUCAGCAAAUUCUGAAGGAAACUGGAUUAGGAAGCCAUUGUAUGGAUUAUUUCAAUACAAUUCCAGUAUGAUUGGACUAGAAUCAUUAGCUGAUCCCACAGACACCUGGGAAAUUAUAGAGACUAUUGGAAAAGGCACUUACGGUAAAGUCUAUAAGGUUGCCAAUAAGAAAGAUGGGAGUCUGGCAGCAGUAAAGAUUCUCGAUCCUAUUAGUGAUGUAGAUGAAGAAAUUGAAGCAGAAUAUAAUAUUUUGCAGUUUCUUCCCAAUCAUCCUAAUGUUGUUAGAUUUUAUGGGAUGUUCUACAAAGCAGAUCAAUAUGUGGGAGGACAGCUCUGGCUAGUACUUGAGCUGUGCAAUGGAGGGUCUGUCACAGAACUUGUCAAAGGUUUGCUGAAGUGUGGCCAACAAUUGGAUGAAGCUAUGAUCUCAUACAUCUUAUAUGGUGCUCUCUUGGGCCUUCAGCAUUUACACAAUAACCGGAUCAUUCAUCGAGAUGUCAAAGGGAACAACAUUCUUCUGACAACAGAAGGUGGAGUCAAGCUCGUUGACUUUGGUGUUUCAGCCCAGCUCACCAGCACACGGCUACGUAGAAACACCUCAGUGGGAACACCCUUUUGGAUGGCUCCUGAGGUCAUUGCUUGUGAACAGCAGUAUGACUACUCAUAUGAUGCUCGAUGUGACGUAUGGUCUUUGGGAAUAACAGCAAUUGAACUCGGAGAUGGAGACCCUCCUUUAUUUGACAUGCAUCCGGUGAAAACUCUUUUUAAAAUUCCAAGGAACCCUCCUCCUACUUUGCUGCAUCCUGAAAAAUGGUGCAGAGGAUUCAACCAUUUCAUUUCACAGUGUCUUAUCAAGGAUUUCGAGAAACGUCCUACUGUCACCCACCUUUUGGAGCAUCCAUUUAUUAAACAAGUGCAUGGUAAAGAUAUGUCUCUGCAAAAACAGUUGGCUGAGCUUAUCCAAGAACAGCAGCGACUAGGCUCUGUAGCAAAAACAAGGCAUGAACGAAUACAUACCAAAAGACCCUACCAUGUGAAUGGAGCUGACAAGUACUCUCAAGAUGAUGAUCUGGUAAAUCUAGAAGUUCUUGAUGAGGAUACAAUUAUCCAUCAGCUGCAGAAACGCUAUGCUGACUUACAAAUUUAUACAUAUGUUGGAGAUAUUUUGAUAGCCUUAAACCCUUUCCAGAAUCUCAGCAUUUACUCUCCACAGUUCUCCAAGCUUUACCAUGGUAUGAAGCGCUCAUCCAAUCCCCCCCACAUAUUUGCCUCUGCCGAUGCUGCCUACCAAAGUAUGGUGACAUUCAGCAAAGAUCAGUGCAUUAUCAUCAGUGGGGAAAGUGGUGCUGGAAAGACAGAAAGUGCCCAUUUGAUCGUCCAACAUUUGACCUUCUUGGGAAAGGCCAAUAAUCGUGCUUUGCGUGAGAAAAUUCUUCAGGUGAAUCCUCUGGUUGAAGCAUUUGGGAAUGCCUGCACUGCCAUCAAUGACAACUCAAGUCGCUUCGGAAAAUAUCUGGAAAUGAUGUUUACACCCACAGGAGCUGUAAUGGGGGCAAAGAUUUCUGAGUAUCUACUUGAAAAGUCAAGGGUUAUAAAGCAGGCUGUGGGAGAGAAAAAUUUCCAUAUAUUUUAUUAUAUUUAUGCUGGCCUUUAUCAUCAGAAGAAACUUUCUGAAUAUAGGCUUCCUGAAAAAAAGCCUCCUAGAUACAUUGAUAAUGAAACUGGAAGAGUAAUGCACGAUAUUGUUACUAAUGAUUCCUAUGGAAGACAAUUUGAAGCAAUUCAGCAUUGCUUUAGAAGUAUAGGAUUCACUGAUGAGGAAGUGUAUUCAGUGUACAGAAUUCUGACUGGUAUCUUAAAUACUGGAAACAUUGAGUUUGCUGCCAUUUCUUCACAACACCAAACAGAUAAAAGUGAAGUUCCAAACCCAGAAGCCUUAGAUAAUGCUGCUGCACUGUUAAGUAUUGGGUCAGAAGAACUGCAAGAGGCCCUAACCUCCCACUGUGUUGUAACACGGGGGGAGACUAUUAUCCGAACAAACACUGUGGACAAAGCAGCUGACGUGCGAGAUGCCAUGUCUAAAGCACUUUAUGGCAGACUCUUCAGCUGGAUCGUAAAUCGCAUUAAUACGCUUCUUCAGCCAGAUAAAAAUAUAUGCAAUACUGAAAAUGGAAUGAAUGUUGGUAUACUAGAUAUAUUUGGAUUCGAGAACUUCACAAGGAAUUCCUUUGAACAGCUAUGCAUAAAUAUUGCUAAUGAGCAGAUCCAGUUUUAUUUCAAUCAACAUAUUUUUGCACUUGAACAGAUGGAAUAUCAGAAUGAGGGAAUUGAUGCUGCUACAGUGGAGUAUGAAGACAACCGUCCACUUCUAGAUAUGUUCCUCCAGAAACCCAUGGGUCUUCUUUCUCUACUAGAUGAAGAAAGUCGAUUUCCUCAGGCAACAGACCUAACAUUAGUUGAUAAAUUUGAAGAUAACUUACGAUGCAAAUACUUCUGGAGACCAAAAGGAGUGGAAUUGUCAUUUGGUAUUCAGCACUAUGCUGGAAAGGUAUUAUAUGAUGCCUCCGCAUUUCUUGAGAAGAACAGAGACACUCUUCCUGCUGACAUAGUGGUGGUGCUGAGAACCUCAGAGAACAAACUUCUUCAGCAGCUGUUUUCUAGCCCACUAACCAAAACAGGUAACUUGGCACAGGCAAGAGCCAGAGUGACAGCAGCGUCUAGGUCUUUGCCCCCACAGCUUAGUGCUGGGCAUAUUAAGGUUGACACAAUGGAGGUUAUGCGACACCCUGAGGAAACAACUAACAUGAAGCGACAAACUAUGGCUUCCUAUUUUAGGUAUUCCCUCAUGGAUCUUCUAUCCAAAAUGGUUGUUGGACAGCCUCACUUUAUCCGCUGCAUUAAACCUAAUGAUGAUCGAGAAGCACUAACGUUUUCUCAUGAGAGAGUUCUACUGCAGCUACGAUACACUGGAAUUCUGGAAACUGUCAAAAUACGUCAAAAAGGAUAUUCUCAUCGCAUUCUUUUUGAAGAGUUUGUGAAAAGGUAUUACUACCUUGCUUUCAAGGCACAUGAGUCUCCACUUGGCAACAGAGAAAACUGUCUGACCAUUUUGGAGAAAGCUAAACUAGAAAACUGGAUUCUUGGAAAAACCAAGGUUUUUCUAAAGUAUUACCAUAUAGAGCAAUUAAACUUGUUCCUGCGAGAAGUUAUAGGGAGGGUGGUGGUCAUGCAGGCUUAUAUCAAGGGAUGGCUUGGAGCAAGGAGGUAUAAGAAAGUCAAGGAAAAAAGAGAAAAUAGUGCUGUUACCAUACAGUCAGCUUGGAGAGGAUAUGAAGCUCGCAGGAAGUACAAGGAAAUAAGGAACAGAAGAAAUAAUGCUGCUAUACAUAUUCAAGCAGCUUUCAGAGGAUAUAUUGUUCGCAAAAACUACCCAAGACUGAAGAAGAGCACUGGCUGUGUAGCAGAUUCUCAGCAUAUAAGCAGCUGCUCUACUUCUGAUGUUGACUGUGAAGAGCACUGGCAGCAAACAAGUAACCAGCCUUCUCCUGUCGUGCCUGAUUUUCUUGACAAACAAACAAAAAAGGUACUGAAGGAUUGGGAUGAGAUUUCUGCUUCUUCCUUUACUGUAAAAAAUACAUUCAAAAUGAGUGAUUCACAAUUAAUUAGCCAAUCUCAGUCAAUCGCAGACCAUCAGUCAAGCCCCUUGAGACACCCUAAAAAAGGAGGUUCAGAAAACUGUCUUGAACAGAAGCUGAGAACACCUCGUCGACGAUGUCAGCAGCCCAAAAUGCUGAAUAGCCCUGAGGACAACAUGUACUAUAACCAGUUAAAUGGAACUCUAGAAUAUCAAGGGAGCAAGAGGAAGCCAAGAAAACUUGGCCAAAUCAAAGUGCUUGAUGGAGAGGAUGAGUAUUACAAAUCACUGUCAGCUGUUGAAUCUAUCCCUGAAGAUGACAGCUGUCUCAGUUCCCCAUCUCCUCCUUCUUCAAGAGGAGUGUCUUUUGCUCAAAGCUGAACUUACUCUGUUGACUAAAACUGGUAAGAGUAUUUUCUUGCUGGUAAUCUCUUCUAAUUAACUUUGUGCUUGCUUAUGUAAUCCAUUUAAAAAAAUACACAUUCAGUUAGCAACUUCCUUUCAGUAAUUUAGAUCUGGUUUUGCAGAUACAAAUUGUAUUUCUGUAAGCAAUUCCAGUAAAGGAAGCAGCACUACCUGUACGUGUUGAUGUUGUUAACCAGCACAUUUCCUUAGCAGCAAGGUUAGUUCACGCAGAUCCAGCUCCUUCCUCCCCACUCCCCCAGCUGCUGUUUCCAGCCUGUGCCAUCCCGUCUGUUGUGCUGGCACAACUGCUGUGUGGAAAAUAAGAUCAAGGAACUGAUCUAUAUUAGAAGAACACUGUACUAAAAAGCAUCUUUUGGGGUCAUGGUGAAAAUGUUCUAUAUUUCCUUAGUCUAAUAUUAAAACUCUAUCAUUUAUAACUUUCUAUGCUGUGAAUGGUUUUUAACAUUACAAAAAUGUACAGAGUAAAUUCAUCUAAAGUAAUGCAUGUCUUAAUUUACCUCAUAAGUAUUUUUUCUUAUGACGCAUUAGUUUGCCAUAAGUUUAACUAGAAAAACUAUUUCAAAUAUAAGAAGCAAAACAGUUUUAAUGCUAACAUUAGACGAUUUCAGAUUGCUUCAUAUAGCCCUUUUGACUGAAACCAUCGUUAUGACUAGGUAUUCUUGUUAUCUGUGCAAGUAUCCUAUAUGUUUCUUAACCUGGGCUUAAUCUCUGUGCUUGAGUGAUUCCUCCACUUCCACAGCUCUUUUGUAUGUAACAUGAAAUAACGUCACCUACAAAUUUUUCAACUUGCUUUUCACUUUUUUUCCAAAUUCCUAGUGAAAACACUGUUAAUUCCUAUGGAACAGAGACACUUUGCUGGUAACAACUUCUGUGGAAAAGCUGACUACUUUGCUUUACUUUCAGCUUCUGACCCGCGGUUUUGAUCUGUAACAAUUCUUUCUUUCUUUUCUAUACAUCUCUUGUAAAAAAACUUUUGGAAAUAAAAUUUUCUU